AACCAGCUUUUUAUUCCCCUGUAGCUCUCUUGACGUCAGACAGUAAGCUGUGAAUUCUAAUGUUUAAAUGAAUAGGAGCUUAUUGGUAGCUAGUGAUGAGCAAGGGGUGUUUUUUUUUCCUGUGGAAGCCAUUGCUGUUUCUUUACAGCGUAAUGAAUAAUUUUCUCUGACUGUGUGGGAACUUGAAUUGCUGCAAGAGGAAAAAAAAAACACUGAAUUCUGUACGCUCCAUAGGUGGCACUAGGGAAUGGUACAUCAGAUUCAGCACUGAGCUUUAGACGUGCAAAAAAACAGAGGAUCAUUUUGAAGCCGUCUGCCUGGAAGAAAGGAUUCCUCUUUUAAAAGAACAAACAUGUCCGCAAAGGAAAGGCAAAGAAUGAGAAUUACAAAGGACAGUGUCACAUUGCUGCCAUGCUUUUAUUUUGUGGAGUUGCCUAUUUUGGCUUCAUCGGUGGUGAGCCUCUACUUUCUGGAGCUGACGGAUGUCUUUAAACCCGUUCAUUCAGGAUUUAGCUGCUAUGACAGAAGCCUCAGUAUGCCGUACAUUGAACCUCACCAAGAGACCAUUCCAUUUCUGAUGCUUCUCUGUUUGGCAUUUGCAGGACCAGCAGCAACGAUAAUGGUUGGUGAAGGUGUCCUGUACUGUUGCUUAUCUAAAAGAAGAAAUGGCAUUGGAGCUGAAGCCAACAUUAAUGCUGGAGGGUGCAACUUCAAUUCAUUCCUGAGAAGAGCUGUAAGGUUUAUAGGGGUCCAUGUCUUUGGCUUGUGCUCUACAGCUCUCAUUACAGAUAUUAUACAACUCUCAACUGGUUACCAGGCCCCAUAUUUCUUAACUGUCUGCAAACCCAACUACACUUCUUUAAAUGUAUCCUGCAAGGAAAAUCCAUAUGUUCUAGAAGACAUUUGUUCGGGUUCAGACACUGCAAUCAUAAAUGCUGGAAGGAAGUCGUUUCCGUCUCAGCAUGCUACACUUGCAGCUUUUGCAGCGGUCUACAUCUCCAUGUACUUCAAUGCCACUUUAACAGACUCCUCCAAACUACUAAAACCUUUGCUAGUGUUCUCCUUUAUAAUUUGUGGAAUUAUAUGUGGUCUUACACGUAUAACCCAAUAUAAAAAUCACCCUAUUGAUGUCUACAGUGGAUUCUUACUGGGUGGAGGGAUCGCAAUUUAUCUGGGCCUAUAUGCUGUUGGAAACUUUCAGCCCAGUGAUGACAACAUUCCACAGAAACCUCCCCCUCCCCCACUUAGAGAACCAUUAAGGUCGUUAACAGAGCUUAGCCAAGACACAAGCAGGAUAUUACCAGGAAAGAAUGGCGGUAGUAUCGACGGCAUGUCUUCUCAUCCCUCUGAAAUUAUAUUAAACAGAAACAACCGAGAAUCAAGUUCACUCACAAACAUUAAGAGAGCAAGCACGGAUGUAGAGGUUAUCACGCCUCGAAGUCCUAUGGGGAAAGAAAAUAUGGUGACAUUUAGUAACACUUUACCUAGAGUGCAUACUCCAUCUUUAGAAGAUCCAGCUAGAAGAAAUGCAACAAUUCACGCCUCAAUGGAUUCUGCCCGUUCAAAACAACUUUUGUCUCAGUGGAAGACAAAAAAUGAAAGUCGAAAGUUGUCAUUGCAAGUUAUUGAGACAGAGGCUGGAUUGUCACCACAAAGAGUCAUAGAAAUGAGAUCAAGUUCUGAGCCUGUAAGAGUUGGUGUUAAUGGAGAUCAUAUUGGCCCAGGGAAUCCAUACAUUAAACUGCAACCUGGUAGCGUACCUGGCUGCAAUAAUACCAGUAUACCAGGUGGACCACGAGUAUCUAUUCAAUCACGCCCUGGAUCCUCUCAGCUUGUGCAUAUUCCUGAAGAAACUCAUGAAAACAUCAUAUCAACAUCUCCUAAAUGUAGUUCAGCUAGGUCAAAGUGGCUUAAAGUGGCAGAGAAAAGUGUUGCUUGCAGAAGCAACAGUCAACCAAGGAUCAUGCAGGUGAUAGCAAUGUCCAAACAACAGGGAAUGCUUCAAGGAAGUCCAAAAGGUUCAGAGGGAAGUACAGUGAGUUGCACAGGAUCUAUAAGAUACAAGGCACUCACAGAACAUGAACCUACAAAUAUUGUAAGAAUUGAAGCCCAUCCAGAAAACAACAGGCCAAUUAUCCAGAUGCCUUUAGAAGGCGAAGGAAGUGGAUCCUGGAAAUGGAAAGCUCCAGAGAAGGGAACUCUGCGUCAAGCAUAUGAGCUAAAUGACCUCAACAGAGACUCAGAAAGUUGUGAAUCAUUAAAAGACACUUUUGGGACUGCUGAACGAAAAAGAAGUAACAUAGAUAAUGAUCACCUUCUUCAUGGGAUUACCACAAUACGAGUUACACCUGUGGAAGGAAGUGAAAUAGGCUCAGAGACAGUGUCUAUUUCUUCAAGCCGCGAUUCCACUCUUAGAAGAAAAGGCAACAUCAUUUUAAUCCCAGAGAGAAGCAACAGCCCAGAGAGCACUCGAAAUAUUUUCUACAAAGGAACAUCACCUACGCGUACCUACAAGGAGUGAAAAAAAAAGCCUGAAGUCUCCAUUGGUUUAACCAGUUCCUCUGUGAUAAAGCUUGUGCUCUUAUUAGUUUUGGAGAUAAUGCAGAAUAUAAAACUCAAUGUGCCAAAUUCCAGAAUAAUGAUCGGAUGACUUGAGGUGAAAGCAAGGCCGAAUGGACUGGAGAAAAUCAAACUAGGGUUUAAAGGAAGAAAGAAAAA
Messenger RNA from Spea bombifrons (plains spadefoot toad), 2718 nucleotides. It is a transcript of the gene PLPPR4, whose product is annotated as phospholipid phosphatase related 4. The record is from RefSeq and is a predicted model, not a curated record. Gene Ontology annotation, molecular function: phosphatidate phosphatase activity. The coding region runs from base 353 to 2521 and encodes 722 amino acids. Gene Ontology annotation, biological process: axonogenesis; phospholipid metabolic process; signal transduction. The transcript has 7 exons. NCBI's taxonomy places the organism in Eukaryota, Metazoa, Chordata, Amphibia, Anura, Pelobatidae.